This is a messenger RNA of Harmonia axyridis, 3489 nucleotides long. RefSeq lists its product as uncharacterized. The coding region runs from base 1 to 3489 and encodes 1162 amino acids. NCBI's taxonomy places the organism in Eukaryota, Metazoa, Arthropoda, Insecta, Coleoptera, Coccinellidae. The record is from RefSeq and is a predicted model, not a curated record. The transcript has a single exon.
AUGAACCAGGGCGGUAGAGGGCAGCGGGCUGGCCCUCUUCGGAGCCGUCCAGAGGAAGAGCCUGAUGGGGUAAGCUGUGGGGCGAGCGGCACAGCCCCCCGAGAUGGUACCGUAAGCCAAAUCUCGAAUGCUCCCAGAAGGGAAAGAAGGAGCUUAAGCUUGGACGGGAUCAGAAACCCUCCCGCUGAAGUUCCAAGACGAGAUGGACGAGCACGAUGGAAUGAAGAGGAAAACAUCCUACUUUUACGUGUUCAUUACAUCGCAAAGGAUCUGGAACUCAACACAAACGCCAACUACAGAAAAUCUUUAGCAGACAUCUGGAAUGACUUAAACCCACGCAAGCAAUCAUACGCCAACCUGUUGGCCAACAGAGUCAAAUGGCUCUUGACUAACGAAAAGUUCACAAACACCGAACUAAACCACAUAAAACUCAGCUGCUAUCCGCGUGGAGCUACAGUGGGAUGCGACGAUGAAAUUGAGGAAGAAAUUGCCACCCCAACACCCGAAACACCCGGAUCUGGCAAAAUAGAGCAGGAACUACUGAAAAACUAUUUACUAUACGCCGGCGUGUUACCUGAAAGCAGACCAAGAAUACCAAGGUUAAAAGGCUCAAAGAUCAUGCAACAGAAAGUAAAAGAAGUCAAUGAAAUCAUACAGAAUAACUUACCGGCCACCUGGGAGUUAAGAAAUGUGGUAGACUACGUGUAUGCAGGAGCAAUCACUGUAUGCUCAGAGCUAGGCAUGAAAAUAAAAGAUACUCCACCUAAAAAGAGGAACACACUACCACCCUGGAAACACCGCCUAGAAAAAAAGAUCACUGCAAUAAGGAAAAACAUUGGCAUACUUCAUACUUACCUGAACGCAGAAACACCAUCCAGCAGGGUCGCAAAGCUGACACGCCGAAUAGCUUCUGAAUUUAAAAUCAAGGCCCGGAACAACCGCUACAGGGAGAGCAUAGCAGAAAUAUCUGACAAGCUGAAACAAAAAAUUAAAGCUUUAGGUAGUAGGAUGCAAAGAUACAACGACAGGGUGAAAAGAUACCAGAACAACCAUCUCUAUUACAAAAAUAAACAGCAAUUCUUCCGCCGCCUAGAGCAGAGCAGUCCCAAAAAUGAAAACGCGCCUACGGAGGAAUCCAUUCACUCUUUCUGGAAGGAAAUAUGGGAGGAAGAAAGAACGCACAACAACCGAGCACACUGGAUUGGGGAUGUGGAAGCGGAAUCUGGCAAAUACAGUAUGGAUAACAUAAAAAUCACUGAAGAGGACAUAAAAGCGACACUGAAAAAGGCAAACAACUGGUCUUCCCCAGGUGUAGACCAAAUACAGAACUACUGGUGGAAACACUUCACGGCAAUACACAACCACCUGGCAAAACUUCUCCAAGAAGCGCUCAGUAACCCCACCAAAAUACCUGAUUUUUUCACACUGGGAGUCACGCACAUGAUUCCAAAGGGAGAAAACACCUCAGACCCCAAACAAUACCGGCCGAUAACCUGUCUCCCGACUGUGUACAAAAUUCUAACGGGAGUACUAACCCACCAUAUCUGGAAGCAUGUUAACAAGAACAAAAUACUAGCACCAGAACAAAAUGGAUGCCGUGGAAGUACCAGAGGAUGCAAAGAACUCCUAAUCUCCGACCUAAUAAUAACCAAGAAAGUCAAGAAAAGGCAAAGAAAUAUUUCGGUUGCGUGGUUAGAUUAUCGCAAGGCCUUUGAUUCCGUACCGCACACAUGGUUAAUAAAGACACUCCAAUUUUACGGAAUAUCGAAGCCGGUCAUUGAUCUUUUAAAGCACCUUAUGGAGACAUGGCGCACACAAUUGGUGGUGAAUACGGGGAAAGUGAACUACAAAACCUCCCUCAUAAGAAUCAAGAGAGGCAUCUUUCAGGGAGACACCCUCAGCACCCUCUGGUUUUGUCUCGCCCUAAAUCCCUUAAGUAAACUGCUAAAGGAUCAAAUCUACGGAUACGUCAUCCAAAAGACUCCGAGUACCAAGAUCAGUCACCAGCUGUACAUAGAUGACCUCAAACUCUAUGCUGCCAACGAAGACCAGUUGAAGAAACAAUUAAAAAUAGUGGCAUCCUUCUCACAAGACAUAGGACUGGAACUGGGAAUUGACAAAUGUGCCGUUGUCCAUGUAAAGAGAGGCCGUGUGCAAGAGGGAGCAGGCCUGGCCGUGAUGGAGGACCUCACAAUACCACAACUGGGAACCCGUGAAUCCUAUAAAUACCUCGGUGUACAACAGGCACUAGACAUCAAAACAACCGAGAUGAAAACUAUCUUCAAAGAAAAGUUCUUAAGCAGACUGAAAAAGAUACUUCAGAGCAAGCUUAAUUCGAAGGCCAUGUUCGAAGCUAUAAAUAUAUGGGCAGUACCCUGUAUAAGCUACUCGUUUGGAGUCAUCAAAUGGUUCAACACGGAACUAAAAGAUAUUGAUCAGAAAGUUAGGGCACUACUCACCAAACACGGCAUUCACCAUCCGCAUGCAUCCGUCAAUAGGUUAUAUGUUCCAAGGCAUGAAGGGGGGAGAGGGCUGCAGAACCUGGAAAUGAUACAUGACAGAACAGUUCGCGACACAAGAGAAUAUUUUCUGAAUAAAAACUUACCGUUUCACCGAACCAUAUGUCGAGAAGAUGACCGCUUGAGUCCGCUGAACCUGGCAGGACAAAUCGAACCACAACAACUUACCAUCGAAAAAUUGACUCAGGAGUGGCACAGCAAAGCGCUACAUGGAAGGUAUCCCGGGACCCUAAAAAACGAUCACGUCAAUAAAGAAUACUCACUUACUUACCUUAAAUCCGGAUACCUAUUUCCUGAAACUGAAGGAAGAUUGAUCGCCAUUCAGGACCAAGUGGUCCCAACAAGAUCAUACAUUAAGAACAUUACUAGACGCAACAUACCCACGGAUAAAUGUCGAAAGUGCUCCCAGGUGACUGAAUCCAUUCAGCACGUCACCUCAUCUUGCUCCAUCCUGGCUCCAACUGACUAUACGCAGCGACAUGACGCGAUGGCCAGAGUUUACCAUCAGGCGAUAGCCAAAAAGUGCGGACUAAUAAAAAAAACAGUAAGACCGUUUGAAUACCGACCCAGUAACAUAUUAGAAAACGAGCACUACAAAUUAUACUGGGAUAAUUUUAUCACAACGGACCAGACAAUCAAACACAACCGACCCGACAUCCUGCUCCACAAUAAAAUAGAGAGAACGAUGGAAAUCCUGGACGUUGCUAUCCCGGCCGAUGACAACAUAGCUAAAGCUUUCACGGAAAAACUAACGAAGUAUCAGGACCUGGCAUUUGAGAUGAAGACAAUCUAUGGCCUCAAAUCAACAACCAUACUGCCACUAGUCAUGUCCACCAAUGGGCUAGUGGAGAAACACCUAGUUGACAACACCCUAAGACUAGGUUUAGAAAAAGAGCUCGUGAGCACAGCUCAAAAAGAAGUAAUCCUCGCCAAUACUAGACUGGUGAGGAAGUUCCUUACAUCCCUCUGA